Durio zibethinus is the source of this 3040-nucleotide messenger RNA. Its product is annotated as elongation factor Tu, chloroplastic-like. The record is from RefSeq and is a predicted model, not a curated record. Gene Ontology annotation, biological process: mitochondrial translational elongation. NCBI's taxonomy places the organism in Eukaryota, Viridiplantae, Streptophyta, Magnoliopsida, Malvales, Malvaceae. Gene Ontology annotation, cellular component: mitochondrion. Gene Ontology annotation, molecular function: GTP binding; translation elongation factor activity; GTPase activity.
CUAUCAAUAUUACUAUGACUAGUUCAUCAUUCCAUACACGUGUCAGCAUAAGAGUUAGAUAGCAUGGAAAAUUCAAUACUACCCCAACUGAGCAGCAUAGGAAGGAAGUGGAUAGCUAGAACAACUCAUAUUAGCCAUUCCUUCUCCGGUCCUCCCAACUAACCACGAUAACAAAACAAAUCCUUUACCUUGCCCUACAACGCUACUCUCUCCAUAUCUAUCCGCCCAAAACCCCUCAAUCCCCCCUUUCCUCGGUAGAAAGACAUGGCAAUUUCAUCAACAGCAGCUGCGGCUGCCACUUCUUCAAAGCUUAGGUACCCAUACGCCUCGUCUCUCUCAACUCACUCCUCAACCACCACCGCCAGUUUCUCCACAAAACCCUCUAAUCUAACCACUACCCAUCUCUCCUCUUCCUUCCUUCCCCCUUUCCUCACCACCAUCGCCACCACUACCGUCAUCCGUCGCCGUGGAGGAGCUCUUACUGUCAAAGCGGCCCGUGGCAAAUUCGAACGCAAAAAACCCCACCUCAAUAUCGGCACCAUUGGGCAUGUCGACCACGGAAAAACUACCUUAACCGCCGCUCUAACCAUGGCUUUAGCUUCCAUGGGUAACAGCGCCCCUAAAAAGUAUGACGAAAUCGACGCCGCCCCCGAAGAACGUGCCCGUGGUAUCACCAUUAACACCGCCACCGUUGAAUACGAAACGGAGAACCGCCAUUACGCCCAUGUUGACUGCCCGGGGCACGCCGAUUAUGUCAAAAACAUGAUUACCGGAGCUGCCCAAAUGGACGGUGCCAUCUUGGUCGUUUCCGGAGCUGAUGGACCCAUGCCUCAGACAAAAGAACAUAUCUUGUUAGCUAAACAAGUUGGUGUUCCAAACAUGGUUGUGUUUUUGAACAAACAAGAUCAGGUUGAUGAUGAGGAGCUUUUGCAAUUGGUCGAAUUGGAGGUGCGUGAAUUGCUUUCGAGUUACGAAUUUCCUGGUGAUGAUGUGCCUAUAAUAUCUGGGUCUGCACUUUUAGCUUUAGAAGCUUUGAUGGCUAAUCCGAGUGUUAAGAGAGGUGAUAACCAAUGGGUUGAUAAGAUUUAUGAACUUAUGGAUGCUGUUGAUAGUUAUAUUCCCAUUCCUCAAAGACAAACUGAUUUGCCUUUCUUGUUAGCUGUUGAGGAUGUGUUUUCCAUCACGGGUCGUGGUACUGUUGCCACUGGUCGUAUUGAGAGAGGUACUGUUAAGGUUGGAGAGACUGUUGAUAUUGUUGGAUUGAAGGAAACGAGAAACACCAUAGUUACUGGUGUGGAAAUGUUUCAGAAGACAUUGGAUGACGCCAUGGCUGGUGAUAAUGUUGGGUUGUUACUUAGAGGUCUUCAAAAGGCUGAUAUUCAAAGAGGGAUGGUUUUGGCUAAACCAGGAACUAUCACUCCGCAUACUAAGUUCAACGCGAUUGUUUAUGUGUUGAAGAAGGAAGAGGGUGGUAGGCAUUCUCCCUUUUUCGCAGGUUAUAGGCCUCAGUUUUACAUGAGGACCACUGAUGUGACUGGAAGGGUGGCUUCGAUUAUGAAUGAUAAGGAUGAGGAGUCUAAGAUGGUUAUGCCUGGUGACCGUGUAAAGAUGGUUGUUGAGCUUCUUAUGCCUGUGGCUUGUGAGCAAGGGAUGAGGUUUGCUAUCAGAGAGGGAGGGAAGACGGUUGGAGCCGGUGUUAUUCAGUCUAUCAUUGAGUGAUUUUAGGAAACUUUUGACAUUACACGAAAUGUUAUUUGCUUUUUGUGUGAUGUCAAAAACUGUGUCAAUGUUAAGCAAUUAGUUUGACCAUUUUUAGAACCUCUUUGAUCCCAAUGUUAUAUAUUCUGCAGUUUUGUACUUAUUUUGCGUCUGACUCGUGUCUCUAGUUGGGUAAUAUUCAUGUCUUAAUUUGAUGUGAUCUUAUUUUUCCCUGUUGCUUUAGCCGUUAUUUCUAUUUCUUAGAGCUUUUGCUUGCUUUAGAAAACGUGAUGUUCCUCAGGUGGUUAGCACAGGUCAAUCCUCUCAAGGAAUUCAUCGUCCUUCAAGGCUCUUUUUGUCUAUGUCUAUGAAACAUUAAUACAGCAUUGUCAAACUACUCUGAUGGUUGUUUUGGUUUAAACAGUAGUUGUUGUGGCUUUUCGUGGUGACUAUAAUUGUUUUUGAUUCUGGGUAACCAUCUUAUCUAGUGUUUCUCCAGCUAAGUCUUCUGCUUCCUUUAUGGUUAGUAAUGGUAUUCGAUGUGUUAUAGAUAUUGGUUGCUGAAUAGCUUGAUCAAAAGAUUCAAAAGGUAUAUCUCCAUUGGUGAUUGAGACAAGUUUAUACCACAAUUUGAUAACAAUUUUGGAGUAACCAAAAUUGAGGCUCUAAGGUUAUGAGAUUUAAUUUUAUGUUUUAGGUUUUUGUGCUCAUGUUCCCAAAAUCCUAACUGCUUAAGAGUUUAGACUUUUGCUUAUUACCACAACUUGUAAUGUAUGAGGAAGAAUUUUAACUUGCUAGUCUACUGCUGAGUACCAAAAAGAAAUUUGUAGUUGUACAAUGGAGAUUAAAUAAAGGUUUGUUGGCCUCAAGUUCUUGCCUGACUUUGAACCCUUGGAAUAAGGGCUAUUAUUAUCAAGCUACUGGUUACAAGCCAUAGACUUACUGAUAUGGUAUACCGUAUGCUUCAUCUACCAGUAGAUUACGAGCUUGGCAAACUUGGUGACUGAAAAGUGUGUAGCAGAGUGGCAUGUUAAGAGAUGUUUAGAGAGAUGAGCAGUCCAUCAUCUGAGUCCCUCUUUUUUCCCUCUCCACAUUCUCGAAUAGCAUCUCACCGGAGUAUAAUCAUGUCUGCUCGAGAGUUUAGAUUUAUAGGACAAGUUGGAGGGGAUUGUUGAUUGGUGUGCCAUAAGGUACACUGUCGAUUUUCUCAUCGAGGGAGAUAGGAGAUUGACGCUUUUCUUCUAAUUUUAGACGUGAAAGAAGUUAUGCUGUGAGUUUGCCAUGUGAGGGCAUCUAGGAGUUGCCAAGUAUCAAGGGAAGCGCUAUUCAAGACUUGAGACCU